AUAGGCUACCACUGCUGUAGGGGAUCUUUUAUAUUCCCCCAGACAUAGGCUACCACUGCUGUAGGGGAUCUUUUAUAUUCCCCCAGACAUAGGCUACCACUGCUGUAGGGGAUCCUUUAUAUUCCCCCAGACAUAGGCUACCACUGCUGUAGGGGAUCUUUUAUAUUCCUCCAGGCUACAACUACUUUUGUAUGCUUAAAAAUUAUAUGCAAUGCAGUUAUUUUGGAUGUGUUCACAACUUCACAAUCGUUGUUUUGAUUUCAGUGUUUAUAAACUGACAGAACUGUGCUAUGGGUGUGACUGGCUUGUGGACGAUUCUGGCUCCUGUGAAGGAGCACAAGGAGCUGGAGAGCCUCCGGGGUGAAACACUGGCCGUGGACCUCAGCAUCUGGGUGUGUGAGACACAGAGUGUGAAGAAGAUGCACGGAAUUGUAACCAAGCCACAUCUGAGGAAUUUAUUGUUUCGGGUGUGCCACCUAACUCAACUUGGAGUAAAACUAGUGUUUGUUGUCGACGGCAAGGCACCUGAACUCAAAUGGCAGGAGAUGUCUCGCCGGAAUCAGGCUUUGGGUCGAGGUCGAGGCUCGCAGAUAAGAACAGGAAACAGAUCUAACUUCAACCGUGUCAUUAAAGAAUGCUGCGAGUUGCUGGACAUCCUUGGUAUUCCGUACAUUCAGAGUAAAGGCGAGGCGGAAGCUAUGUGUGCGGCACUGAAUGCCUGUGGGCUUGUAGAUGCCUGUAUAACAAAUGAUGGGGAUGCUUUUCUUUAUGGAGCUCGAAAAGUAUACAGGAAUUUUACCAUGAACUCGAAGGACCCACAUGUUGAGAGUUACAGUAUGACGUCUAUCAAGACUAACCUUGGUUUCACUCGACAGGCACUUAUUGGUGCUGCCCUCCUCUUGGGGUGCGACUACCUGCAGGGGGGAGUACAUGGAGUGGGCCUGGAGCGAGUAGUAAAACUCAUGUCAUCCUUGUCUCAUGUGGACAUUUUGAAAAGGUUUGACAGCUGGGCUAGGAUGGACCUGACUGAGUGUACUGACAAGGUGGAACAGUUUGUAAGACAAAAGGCACUGGCCAUGCACGGUUUUCCACAGAAAGAGAUUAUAUCUGAAUUUCUUAAUUCAAGAGAGACAACUCCAUCCAGACAAUUCAGUUGGAGAAGACCUGUAAUACAACGAGCACAGAGUUUUGCAGAAGUAAAGCUUGAAUGGCCGACAGACUAUACACUGGAAAAAGUUCUUCCUCUUGUAACCCUGUGGGAUAUGACACACAUUUCAGCAAGUAAUGUCAAACCCACUCAUCAUCUUCAGCCACACAGAAUAGUGAAGAUGCGAGUGCGACAGGGUGUAUCUGUGUACGAAGUGGAAUGGCACAAAGAAGUUUUUGACACGUCUUAUCCCAAGGACUACUAUACUACUCUAGAAGAACAGUCUUUGUUCAGUCAGUGUUUUCCUGAUGUGGUGGAGCAGUUUAUCACUGAUGUGGCAGAAGCUAAAACAAACAAGAAGAAAGGUUCUAGAAAGAAAACAAAACUUGUCAGUGACCCAGUUGUUGAUGAGUUGGCUUCUCAGAUGGAUUUAAUCAACCUUGACUGUGCAUCAAAACCUUCAGCUGUAGGCAACAACAAGCAAGGCCCUGUCAUUAUGGAUCAUAAAAGUGAAAAACCAGCAAAAGUUGAUAAGUCAAAGACUGUUAAAAAGUACUCAAAAGAUUGUACAGAUAUGGAAGGAAAACACGACCCAAGUUGUAACAUUAUUAAUCCCAUUUCUAAUAAUGAUCGGCCCAUAAUUAGUGUUAGAGGUACUUCAUUAAAAGAUCAAACUCGGAUGUUGCAGCAUCAAAUAGUGCUUGAUUCUGAUGAUGACGAGAGUGAUGAAGAACUGUUUCUGACUUUAACUCAGAGAAUACAACUGAGGUCAAGAAGAAAGAGUCGACCGGAAAUUCCAAACAGUGAAAUGGAAAGUAUGACAAAAACACCUUGCAGUUUAACAGUUGAAUCAGUGCCAGAUGAUGCAAUCACUGAUAACACAGACUGUUCAUCAUACACUUUCUGCCAACCUGACUCCGAAACUGUACAAGAAUCCAACAUCAUUCCAUCCUCUGAAUCCGUUUCGAGCAGAUGUAGACACGAUGACAGUUCAGAACAUGCAAGCAGUCAUGAUGGUAUUUUAGCAGUAGCAAAAAUACCUGUGUCAUUCACAAACAAAACACCAGUUUCACAACAUUCUGCAAGGUACGGAAGAUCGUUUGUGAACAAUAGUGUUCACAAAGAUAUUUCAUUUGUUGAAGCCUUCACUCAUUGUUCACCUUUGUCAGCUGAUGAUGUGUCAUCGAAGAAUGAUUUCUUGGAGUUUGGAAAUUUUCAUAUGCAGACUUCAUUACUGACAGAUUUAAGUCUGAUGGCAUCACCAUGCCCAACUUCUGGAGACGGUUGUAGUCAUGGUGAUGAAAAACACCCGUCUUAUGUUCAUUCUCCUUCCUUAUUUGAUUCCCCUGAGAGUUCUUAUCAGGUGAAUCAUCAGAAUCUGGUUUAUUCCCCCUUCAGCAGCAGUGUUCAAGCAGUAUCUUCAAAACACAGUAAAACUGAGAACAGUGGAAAACAGAUGGCCAGUACAGAGCAGACGGCCGGUACAGAGCAGACAACAAAAGACAAACAUUCAGAAGUUAGAUCCACCUUGAUCAGCAGUAAUGGUCAACUUCAAACGAAAUGCUUUAGACAUGAUAAAACUGUAAGCAAGCAAAACAAUGAAGUACAAAUCGUGAGUGAAGGAGGUAUGGUGAAACACAAAAGUGCACAAGUGAGAACAUGUAGCAGUAUUAUUACAAAACCAGAUUCUGGAGAAAGAUGUCAUCGCUUCUGUGAUAAACAUUCUUCCAUCUCCAGUACAGAUAAGGGUAAUAAUACCUUGAAAGGUGCAAAGAAACAGUUCGUGAAUUCUACAGGUGUCUCAACAGAAAAUGCACUUAAGGAAGCAUAUUCACCAUGCCGUAGAACUCUUGAAAAACCAGACUGUUUGGUACCUGAUAAUGGACACCAUAGUGAUACAUGUUUACAGGUAGAUCCGCUGAAAUGUAAACUAGAUGUCAUUCAUUUAGAUGAAUCCCAGAAAGAGAACUGUGGUCCAAGUCUUUAUGAGCAGAAAGUGAUGACGGAAAGUUUUACCCCUUCAAGCAGAUCUAUUGUUGACGAUAAUGAAAAAAUGGAGAUCAAUUUGUCCCGACAGUUUUGUUUCUCUGACGAUUCGUUGAUACAGGAACACAGUCCUGCACCGCUCAGUUUAGCCGAUCGGCUUGGUCUCCGGUUGACAAAAAAUGCACAGAUUACAUUGAGAAAUCUGUCUCAGAAAUAGUGCUGUUGUUAUUUGUUGAGGAUAAGUGGAAUUUUAUACAAAGUUAUUUACAAAGAAUAUCUAUUAAUAAAAUGUAAUGUGAAGAAGCAGAAUUGUAUUCCAGACUUCGACUGGGGAUUUGUGAUAUGAAAUGUUACUCCCCCUUCCCCAAAAUGCAUUUUAUUGCAUUUCAUAUUUUUAUUGUAUGAAAGAAAAAAAACUAAAUGUUUUUGACUAUGCUGCUUGCAUAACCUUUAUGGAUGAAAUAUUUUUUAUAAUUUUUAUUUACUUUUAUUUUAUCCGAAAGCACUAAUUAUUCAAAAUGAUGCAUUUGAAAUUUUUAAUUAUUGCCGAUUGGUUGAAAUUAAUUGUAAACUAAUCUUAAAUUGAAUUUUCAUCAAUAUUUUUAAAAAAUUAAUUCUACUACAGGUGGAGUUGUUAAUUCUAAAAAAGUAAUGGUUUAAUUUUUUAUGAGUUUAAAAGUAUCUUUAUUUUAAUUAUUAUUUUUCUAGUGCAUUGUAACAGUUUUAACAAAAUAAAGGUCAAAACAUACUUGUUACUUUGUUUUUAAUAUGUCCAUUUAUCAUAUUUAAUACAUGUAUAUGUAAUAUCUUUGUUGGUGUUCCAUGAUUGGAAAAUUAUAGACUGGCAUGUUGUUUUCUGGAAUGGGAAUAAACAAUAUAUUAACGAAAUAUAGCACAU
Gigantopelta aegis is the source of this 4031-nucleotide messenger RNA. RefSeq lists its product as uncharacterized. The transcript is spliced from 11 exons. The coding region runs from base 291 to 3350 and encodes 1019 amino acids. Lineage: Eukaryota; Metazoa; Mollusca; Gastropoda; Neomphalida; Peltospiridae. The record is from RefSeq and is a predicted model, not a curated record. Gene Ontology annotation, molecular function: four-way junction DNA binding; 5'-flap endonuclease activity.